GAGCAGCUAGGUAAACAAACAGGAGAGGAGAGGAAACGAGCUGCAGCAGGCACUUUGCUGGCUCUGGGCUCCCUCGGGGGAAAUUUUAUAUUGUUUAUACCCGUUUUUGUAAAAAUAAUAAUAGUAAUUUGAUAUCGCGUUUCAUAGAAACUUUUAAUACUUUGAUACACUGGUUUUGACAUUUUCUAACAACGAAACCUGGCAAGGAUUGGCUAUAGCUUGCUAGCUUACACUGGAUUUUUUUUUUUCUUUUUUUCCAUCUCGACAAAAGCUGCUGAUGAGCCAGCAAAGACACUGAACAAGAUAAUAAUACGCCGGGGCUUUUUUGUUGUUUUUAAACAAAGCUUACCAGUGUAGUAAUAACCGAUGUACUGUCUUCCCUGUAUUUAAAAGCGACCGGUCGUUGCUGCUGCCAAAGCUAACGUUUAAACGCCGAAGAGAGCUUUGCUAACGUUAACGGCAGCCAGCCUCAGGAAAGAAUGACGGCUGUUCAGUUAAUAAAUAUCCAACGGUUAUUGGAAGCAGCGGAAUAUCUAGAAAGGAGAGAAAGAGAAUGUGAACACGGAUAUGCUUCGACAUUUCCGUCAAAUCAGAACACAAACUACCAGAGGCAAAGAAAAUUCCGAAAUAAGAAGUUCAGCAGUAACCACAAUAGGUCGACACAUAAUGAGCUGGAAAAGAAUAGACGAGCUCACCUGAGGCUGUGUCUGGAGCGGUUGAAGGCCCUCAUACCUCUGGGACCCGACUGUAACCGCCACACCACCCUGGGCCUGCUCAACAAAGCCAAAGCACACAUAAAGAAACUUGAAGAGGUGGAAAGGAAGAGCCAGUACCAGCUGGAGUCUCUGGAACGUGAGCAGAGGCACCUCCAGCGUCAGCUGGAGCUGCUGAGGGGAGGCAGUGGAGCUGCAGCCCAGAGCAGCCCAGGGGAGGGAGAGAGGAUACGCAUGGACAGCGUGGGCUCCACCCUCUGCUCCGACCGCUCUGACUCUGACCAAGAAGAGAUUGAGGUGGACGUGGAAAGCACGGAGUUCUCCCAUGGAGAGCUGGACAGUGUGAGCACGGCCAGCACCAGCGACCUGGACGACCACAGCAGCCUGCAGAGCAUGGCCAGCGAUGAGGGCUACUCCUCCUGCAGUGUCAAACUUGCCUUCUCCUCCUAGAAGACCCCACACCACCGUGACCGCCACCUCCCUGCCAAACCGGCCUGCCCUCCCAUCUGUUUAUCCAUCCAGCCAUGCCUCCGUAAACAUACACCCAGCCACUUGACGACGGGCACGCCCCCCAGCUAACGGCGUCCUAGUUGCUUCUCAGCAGCGCCCCCUCUCUGCUCCCCGGCUUUUAGUUUCCCUCCACGCUGCUGAACCCCCCCAUCGGAGGAGCUCCAGUGAGCACACUCCUUUCCCUCUAAACUUUGAGCCACCCUGACCAACGCUGGCACCAGGGACCCAGGCACAGUGAUGUGAGACUGCAAAUUGAUUUUAAUCUUAUUUUAAAGGGAGAUCAGAGAUUUGGUUGAUAUUAAAGAAAUCCACAUCUUGAUUUUUAAACCCAUAACACAAAAUUAGUGGUUGAUUUUACUUCUGGUGUUUCCUUAAACCACUGAGUUUUUUUUUUUUUUUUUUUUUUUUUAAGAAACACAACCCCUCUCCACUCCCCCUAAUUUAACUCAGAAUGCACUUAAUUUCAUAUAUUAUUGAAACGAUUGAGCGUUAGUCUUUGGUUCUCCCUCCUGCGGGUGUGUGUUGAGCUGAUCCUGUGUGUCCGUUGACAUUGUGCUGUCGGGCCUGGAUAAACCGGGAGCACAUCUAAUCUGGACUUUAAUGAACACUGUGGGUCAACUUUGCCGUAUCAACACAGCUUGGCCCUGAAAAAACAAAAAAGCGUCCCUCAAGCCCUGAAUUUAAUCCACUUUCUUUUUUCUUUUCAUUACCUCUGCUCGACACCAGAGAAGCUCGGACACUUGAAUUGGUGCUAUUGUGAAACAUACCAACCAACGGGGGGAAGCAGAUCAGAUCCACCACCACUAAGCUUUUAAAGCAAACAAAGCGUGUCUGCCGUGAUUGUUUCCAACCAAGCACGGAGGAAAACAGCCACAUAAAUGGAGGAAAAAAACAAAACAGACAAAAAAAAAUAACAUUCCUGUCGAAUGUGGGUGCUCAGUGCAUUUUCAAAGAGUGGAAAUUGUAACUUUGUGUGUGCGUGCGUGCGUGCGUGUGUGUGUGUGUGUGUGUGUGUGUGUGUGUUUCGUUUCGGUUUCUUUGCCCUCAACAAGCAGCUACUACAAGCUAUCCUGCACUUGCCUACUUUAGAGCUGUCCGUAGAAAUGGCACAAACCAAGAGGAAAACAGUAACACACAAAACAAACUACAGCAACAAGGAAAAAGUCCAAACAGCAGCAAACUUUGGAAUAGACGCCCAUCCUCUUUCCAGCAGUAACAAGCAAUAACUCUUGUAGUUGUUUUUGUCUCGUCAGUUUGAACUCCUUCCCGUUUUUUUUAUUUUUAUUUCACCUCCCCCUAAAGACUCAUGUGUGACCGUCCAAAUUCUUAUUUUUUUUGUGCAUACAGAUAGCUUAAUAAAUGAAACUUUAAAAAUGAGUUUAAAAAAAGGUAGAGCUCAUGGAUAGAACUGUUGCCUCUGUUGCUGUUUUGACCUGUGCUUAUUGUGCAAAUUCAAAUUUUUUUAAUCUUCUUCAGAGUGGCAGUGAAUGCACCGUUACUGUGCUGGCUGAAACAUUGAAAAGUUGCCCAAGGAAGACAAAAGUUAAGCUACAUAAAAAACAGUACAACAGCUUCACAUUACAUUUACGGAAAAAAAUAGCGAUCCAGUAGGAUUUUUGGUGGAGAAUGCGAAUUUUGUUUGGCUCUGUGUUUAUUUAUUAGACUUUUAUUUUUAUCCUCCUGUUUCUGUUACUCGUGAAUGGGAGGUUUUAAAAGCUGCAUAUGGCAUUCCACUGAUGGUCAGGUGAUUCGCGGAGGAAAAAGUUUGAAGUGCGGAGAGAAGAAAACGGGUCGUAUGAUGUCAAUGUUCUCCAUCCCAACUCCACUGGCAUUAAGAAAUUGCACUUCAAACCACAGUUCUCGUUGUUAUUUUCUUUCUUUUCUUUUCCGCUGUCAUGUUGAGCUAUCCUUGAAAGAAGAGGAAAAAAACAA
This is a messenger RNA of Acanthochromis polyacanthus (spiny chromis), 3155 nucleotides long. RefSeq names its product max interactor 1, dimerization protein (gene mxi1). The coding region runs from base 480 to 1163 and encodes 227 amino acids. Gene Ontology annotation, biological process: regulation of transcription by RNA polymerase II. The record is from RefSeq and is a predicted model, not a curated record. NCBI's taxonomy places the organism in Eukaryota, Metazoa, Chordata, Actinopteri, Pomacentridae. The transcript has 6 exons. Gene Ontology annotation, molecular function: RNA polymerase II cis-regulatory region sequence-specific DNA binding; protein dimerization activity; DNA-binding transcription factor activity, RNA polymerase II-specific.